Messenger RNA from Magallana angulata, 731 nucleotides. RefSeq lists its product as uncharacterized. Lineage: Eukaryota; Metazoa; Mollusca; Bivalvia; Ostreida; Ostreidae. The record is from RefSeq and is a predicted model, not a curated record. The coding region runs from base 69 to 731 and encodes 220 amino acids. The transcript is spliced from 5 exons.
UCCAAUCUUUGGCGAGACGUUUUACUCUUUUCAAGCGAUGUGGUCAGCACACGACUGAUAUAACAGCAAUGGGAAAUCGACUGCUAAUAUCACUCAUAUCAAACGACGAUAGGCUGACUUCAAAAGGAUUUCAACUCACAUUGAAAGCAAGUCUUUUGAUUUCUGAAGACAUAGAACUGUCGCCAUCCUAUGUGAUACAUAUCAAGUCCCCUGGUUACCCAAAGGUCAACUAUAAAAGCAAUACAAUCUACACAUGGAAUGUGACAGCACCUGCCGAAACAAAAGAAAUUUUGAUUGAUAUCAACAUGGAUAUUAUAAGACCGUCAAGGGGUUUAUGUGAAGAUUAUUUAAAGAUUGAGGAAAUUGAUCCCUUCGGUGGAAGCUUUACAAUAUUUAACGAAUGUGGUAAACUAACAAUGAAGAGAAGCGCUCUGGGGAAUCGACUACUCAUAAAACUUGUAUCAAACUAUGACGAGUUGACUUCGAAAGGAUUUGAAUUAAAUCUAAGAGAAAUGCGGUCCAGUAUUAGAAUGAGAACAACAACGGCAGCUACAAAUAAUAUUUCGACAUCUAACUGGAGUUUGCCGGUGCCAAUUGCAAGACAAAAGAAACAAUACUUUACAACACAGGAACAACUAACACAUUCCACGUAUUCAGCACUCGCAAUAACGAUGGAAACAACGUCAAAAGACAUCACAUCAGCCUCUUUAGGGUCAAGUUACUGCACUUGA